Molecule: messenger RNA, 957 nt
Organism: Erinaceus europaeus (western European hedgehog)
Lineage: Eukaryota; Metazoa; Chordata; Mammalia; Eulipotyphla; Erinaceidae
Product: olfactory receptor 8S1-like
Exons: 1
Coding region: 1-957 (318 amino acids)
Biological process (GO): G protein-coupled receptor signaling pathway
Cellular component (GO): membrane
Molecular function (GO): G protein-coupled receptor activity; olfactory receptor activity
Source: RefSeq, a predicted model, not a curated record
AUGGCCUCAGGGAAUCACAGCAGUAUCACAGAGUUCAUCCUCCUUGGGUUGUCUGCUGACCCACAAGUCCAGGCUCUGCUCUUUGCCCUCUUCCUGCUGAUUUACCUCCUGACUCUGCUGGGAAACCUGCUGAUGAUACUUUUGAUCCAUACAGAUACUAACCUCCACACGCCCAUGUACUUCUUCCUGAGCCACCUCUCCUUCCAAGAUCUCUUCUAUUCCUCCGUUACUGUACCCAAGAUGCUUGAGAACCUCCUGUCUCAGGAGAAAACCAUCUCAGUGAAGGGCUGCCUGGCUCAGGUCUUCUUUGUAUUUGCCACCACAGGAAUUGAGGCCUGUCUGCUCUCCGUGAUGGCCUACGACCGCUACGCCGCCAUCUGCCACCCUCUGCUCUAUGGCCAGAUGAUGAGCAGCCAGCUGUGUGCGAGGCUGGUGUGGGGUUCUUGGACUGUGGCCUUUCUGGAUGCACUCAUCAAUGUGCUCCUGGCUUUAAAUUUAGACUUCUGUGAGGUUCAAACGAUCCACCACUAUUCUUGUGAGCUGCCUUCCCUCUUCCCCCUCUCCUGCUCCGAUAUCUCCACCAACUCUGCAAUGCUGCUCUGCUCUGCUCUCCUGCAUGCCAUGGGGACGUGCCUCCUGAUCUUCUUCUCUUAUGCCCGGAUUGCCUCUGCCAUCCUGAGCAUCAGCUCCACCGCAGGCAGAAGCAAGGCCUUCUCCACCUGCUCCUCCCACCUCCUUGCCGUGAUCCUGUUCUACGGUUCAGCCAUCCUCCGCCACCUCAUGCCAACCUCAGGUUCACCACUAGAGUUGAUCCUCUCCAUACAGUACAGUGUGAUCACUCCCCUAAUGAAUCCUCUCAUCUACAGUUUAAAGAACAAGGAAGUGAAAGCAGCUCUGGGAAGAAUGACAGUGAAAUAUUUACCAUGUAACAGAAAGGACAGAAGAGAUAUAGCAUGA